AUUGUCGGUGUGCAGGUGUUGUAUAUUGGGAAGAUAGCGCGUCAAAUAAAUUGCAAAUUAACACAACCAUAAACAAUGGCAAGGACGUUGGAAAAUUUGCUUGGACCACAUGCACUUCGACAAAAUGGUGAAAAAGUGUCAAUUAGUUCUCUAUGUGGUAAAGAUCGUGUAAUAGGAAUUUAUGUGUCUGCCGGUUGGUGUCCCCCUUGCAAAGGAUUUACUCCAAAAUUGAUAGAUUUGUAUAAUAAGGUUAAGUCAAGUGAUCAAGGUAUCACAUUUGAAGUGGUGUUUGUUAGUUGGGAUAAGGAUGAAAGUUCAUUUACGGAAUACUUUAGUUCAAUGCCAUGGCUCGCAUUGCCUUUUGGAAAUGAACGAAAGGCAAAAUUAUGCAAAAAGUACCGAGUUCAAGGAAUUCCCAAGCUGGUUUUGGUGGAUGGGGAGACAGGCCAGACAAUUACACGAGAUGGAUACUCUCACCUGAUGGAGGAUGAAAAUGGUGCUGAGUUUCCAUGGCGACGGAAGAAGUUCUCCGAAAUUGUCAAUGGGAAACUUCUUAAAGAUGGAAAGGAGGUGGAAGCGAAUGAUGAACUGAAGGGAAAAAUUGUUGGGCUUUACUUUUCUGCCCACUGGUGUCCGCCAUGUCGAAUCUUCACUCCUGAACUGAUAAGAAUUUAUGAAAAGGUGAAAUCCAACGGCAAGAAGUUUGAGAUCGUGUUCAUUUCCUCAGAUCGUUCGGAAGACUCGUUUACCAGUUAUGCUAAUUCGAUGCCCUGGUUGGCCCUGCCGUUCGGGGAUACUAGAGCUCAGAUGCUGAAGAAUUUGUAUGAGGUUGAAGGAAUCCCUAUGUUGGUGAUGCUUGAUGAGACAGGAAAUGUGAUCACGCUAGAUGGGCGACUAGGCGUGCAGGAGGACAUUGACGGGCAGGAGUUUCCAUGGUACCCAAAACCAAUCAGUGAGUUGACAGAGGGGGCCGCCAUUACACUGAAUGAAGCUGCUUGUCUAGUUCUGUUUGUUGAGCCAGAAGAUGAGGAAGUGGACAAGGCUCGAGAUCUUCUCCUGCAGCCCGCAACUGAAGAGUACAACAAGGGAGAGCACCGUGACCUUUUCUUCUUCAUUGGAGCAGAUGAUGAAAUAUGUGAUCCUGUGCGAAAUUUUGCCAAUCUGCCUGACCAGACACCACUGUUGACGAUUCUCGAUUUCCCUGAGCAGAAGGUUUACGUCAGUGAGGAAAAGAAGAAUGUUACCACGGAAAUAGCGGCAAAAUUUGUACAGGACUAUUUAAAUGAAACGUUACCAUCGCAGCAAAUUAGAAAUAGCUAAAAAGUGGUUGUCAACAUUUACAAAAGUGCGGCUUGAUCAAGAUAUUAGCAGCAAGAUACAUUAACAACUGGAUUUUUUGUCUGAAGAGCUUGUUGAAACAGUCAGUUUUUACAGAGUCCUGUGGGUGUUAAGUUUGUAAUCUUAAAGAGCUUGACUUUCUGAAACACAUUUGUUCUCCAGCUAGAAAGCACCCAUGUUCGAUUUCGUGUGAAAAAAUGUUAAGACAUUACUAGUUUAGAAAGACAUACAGUGUAACCUUAUAGGACAUGAAUUUUUGAUGAAUUUUAUUUCUGAGGAAUAUGAAAAUCCUCUUUUGAUAUGUCACAAAGGUUGGAUUAGGUAAUUUUCUACUUAAACAUGUUUGAUAGGUGCAAGAGCUUAUUAUAUGCUUAAAGUGAUCUAAAGAGAUUUAUCAGUAAAAUAAAAAUGAUAUUUCACUGUUUCAAACUGUGAAAAUAUUUAUUUGAUAUUUUUCACUGUUUUGAAAGUUUAGCCCAUUCUACUAUCCAAAACAAACACCAACGCACACAGAGUUGGGUCACAAUAUCAACUACAUCAUUUCCGAAAUGAGGUUAUGUGCGCAUACAGCACGAUCUUACACUGAAACAAACGAUUAUCCUUCACAGAGUUGAUUUUAUUGGCUUAGGAAGGAAGGUCGAACUAUCUUGUUCUCACAGCCAGUGCCUGAGGACUUGUAUACAAGUUACUGCAGCUUAUAAGCAAUGGAGAUUUUGUUUAUCACACCAUUAUCUUAAAAGGUUUAUUUACACUCAGCACACAUUCAUGAGAUGUAUAAUAUCACACAAUGGGUGGUUUAUUCAGAACUUUUUAUAAGGUAACAACGUUGUUAAGGUCACUGUUUUUAACUUUCGAAUGUUAAUUUCUCGGGAACUAAAAUGGACAAAUUUUUUAUCUGUAGUAUUUCUCACAGCAUUCAAGUCACCUGUUUCAGCUGUGCAUGUUUUAUAUACAUAUAUUAGCAUGUUAAAAAAUAGUUCACAUUAAAAAUUGAAUGAGGAUGAUGUAACAACGUUGUAAACAUCAACAAAGUUUGAACUAUCUGCCCAUUAUGAUAAUAAGAAACUAAUUAACCAUGCUUUCAGGGUCAAAUGUUAUCACAUUUAUGAUUGAAUAUGUUAUAAACAACAUUGUUGUUAAAUUCUAAAUGUUAAAUAUUUGAUUUUGUGACGAUAUAUUUAGAUAUAAACCAGUAUAGCUGAAGUAGCUGUCUCAAAUUAUGUUAGAAAUACAGCAGAUCAAAAGUGUAUCCAUUGAACUUCAAGAGCAGUAAUGAUUUGAAAGUAAACAAUGAUGACUAACAAGUGUGUACUGAUAAAAAUAGUUCCUUAACAUACUGAGGAGAAAGGAAGCAGUACCUUUUUUUCAAGUGUUUCUUUAUUUUAGAAAGAUCAAGAAAGAACACUGUUUUCCUUGUAUUAUAUAGUUAUGGAAGAGACAUCCUUUAAGGCACAUAUAGCAGUCUCAAUCUUGUUGAGACUAUAAUCAAAUAGUCACAGUUUGUGCAUUCUUUUUUAUACGACAUUUUCAACCCAAUUUUUUUCAUGAAAAUAAACAUUCGCUUUACUACAAUUGUUGGAUCAUAUUGUAUUUUACAAAAAUGUACGCAUGUUUUUAUUUGAAUUUCGUUUCCAAGAUGAAUAUUGAAAAUCUUUGGUCUUUAGAUUUUUUAUUUGAAGAGUGUACAUCGUUUAAGUGAACAGUUAUAUGAUCACUAUGUGUUUAUGUUGUUAUGGUAUUUUUUCGAUAAUAAUUGUACUUUCUUUGUUUUAUGUCAACAUUUUUAUUAUUGGAAGUUAAUUUUCUUUUCGGUAGUUUACAGUUGAAAUAUUUUAUUCAUACUUUCAACAAAUAGAUCUUCUCAUUACGUAUUUUAUGAUUAUAGUGGUCUAGUAGUAUAGGUGUCCCUUUCAACCAAGAGGAGGCUUAUUUUUAAAUGGCCUCUUAAAAUGGGCAAAAGUACACGUUUCUACCCCAGAAAACGGACUUAAGAGUGAUUCUUUUUUGUUCCAAACAAGCUUAAAAUAUUGACAUAUUGUAACUUUCUUAUUUGAAAAUCAAAAAUUUGUAUUGUCCAAUGUUUGUCUAUUGUUUAUGCCAUUUGUGAUGUCAUUGUUUUGCCAUGGCCUUUGGGUUGUCAGCAAACUUGGUGGUGUGUUUAAACUUCUAAUGGUAGCUAUUUCUUCGAAACCAUCAAAAAUACUAACAUGAAACUUGGUAAACAUGUUCACUACAUCUACUAUGACUAUAUGCACACAUGAAGCAAAUCUCACACCAAUGGCUAAAACAAUUAUUAACUUAUCCCAUUUUACUGUCAGAGAAAAACAGGGGAGCAUUGUCCUUCUCCUUUGGAACUCUUGCUUUCUGCAUUGUGCAAUUGAAGUGGUGCUCUGUGCUUACUGUUACCAUGGCAAAUUAUGCUUGUUUCAUUCGGAUGCUUUAUCCGUUUUUGAAAACUGUCGGUAUGGUUAAAUGUUUAAGUGUGGCAGUUAUAUUUUACAUUAUUUUUUGGGCCUAAUUCUAGUUAAGCAUACAAUUUGGUAUGGUAGUUUUACACAAAUAUCAAUAUGUUUUUAUCUGGUUUUCAUGUUUACAUUGCAUCUUCUAGUGUUGUUCUGUUUUGGAUAAAAACAGAUGUUGUUAAGAUCUGAGUGUGGUAUGUGUAUAUAUAUAUAUAUAUAUAUAUAUAUAUAUAUACAGUCGAAACUCGUUGGCUCGAUAUCUCAUGGCUCGAUAUCCUCGUUGGCUCGAACCAAAUUAAAAGGACCGAUUUUUAUUUACUCUUUGUUCAUAUAAAUUUCGAUCGGAUGGCUCGAUAUCUUGAGGGUCGAUAUUUCUCCACGCUCAAAGUCAUUUUCGCGGUCCCAAACAAGAAUUUUACACUUUGAUUUGAUUGCUUGGGUCGAUGUCAUUUUCGCGAGUUCAGUUAAGAAUCUCACACCUUGAUUUGUUUGAUUGGCUUCAUUUAGCACAAGGCGCUUAUCGAUUAAAAUUGCUUGACUGAUAUUAUAUUUAUUAUCGAAUUUAAAUGGUUUAACAGUUUGAAUAAACAUGCCAUCACUUUAAGUUCUGUCUCUAAUUGUUAUCCAUCCCUAAAUUACUAUAUAAAUAAGACUUUAUGUAACAAAUGAAAAAAUAACAUUCUGUAAGCAAUCCCGCUUGGCUCGAUAUUCUCGAGGCUCGAAGUACUUUGGCCGGUCCCUAGAAUAUCGAGCCAUCGAGUUUCGACUGUAUAUAUAUAUAUAUAUAUAUAUAUAUAUAUAUAUAUAUAUAUAUAUAUAUUUAUAUAAAUAUUAAGUAAUAGUUGGUAAUUAAUUAUUUGCUCAACUAAACUAUUAAGACCUAAGUUGUCGUUAGUCACAACCCCACUGUUGACUUAUUUGAGCAAAAGUCGUUACCGUCUUAGACUUGGUGUGAAUGUUUCCAUACUUACGCAUGCCCUAACUGCUAAAUCAACCCACAAAAGAAAAUCAGUUAAUGUCAAAACAUUUAUUUGGCAAUGUAUUUCAUCAGAACCCCUCUAAAUAAUUAAAUCUGAAACCAUUUAGAGAACCCAUUGCUAGAUAUUUUAGCAAAAUACAUUUAAGGAGAUAAUGCAAUUUUACUUUUUCUUAUGCCCCCGUUUCAGAACUGGUAUUAGCUAGAAUGAUUUUGUUUUUCAUUUCAAUAUUAAUAUUAUGAUAUAUAGCAUGUUAUAGCAUGAUAAUUUUUUAUAUUACAACAUCAUAUGACAAACUGUUUCCAAUCUUUAAUUAGACAGAUCAAUGUGGCGUUUCUAAAGUGAUUUUCCCAGGGUUAUUUUGUAGUCAUAUGAUAAAACUGUUUCCAGUCUAUAAAUAGACAGGUCAAUAUGACAGUUUAUUUGGUCUCUGAAAAUUGUGCUUUUUCCAAUCACGGACAAUUUAUUUAUAGAUCAAUUUUAUGUAAUAAUCUAUUUUACAAGUGAGUAUAUAUGCUAUAUAUGUUCGAUCAUUCUGUAUUUUGUUUGAAUUGCCUCCACCUCCUUGUACAAUAAUAUCAUUGUUCACCAAUUUUGCCUAUGCAUUUUGCCUUUUAAAUAACAUGUAUUAGCUGAAUUUAGCUUUUAUGAAAAUACACGUAUUGAUGUAUUGUUCAUUUUUUACUGGUGUUCAUUUUAUAUAGUGUUUUUGUUUGAUUUUAUACACAAGGUCAACAUCUAUUGAUGUAUAUUUUAUUUGUUAUGCAAUAACAACACACUUUUUUAGUUUGUUACUUGAUAUAUUUCAUACUGCUUUCAAAGUAAUGAAUUAAAUUUAUA
Messenger RNA from Mya arenaria, 5617 nucleotides. Its product is annotated as nucleoredoxin-like. NCBI's taxonomy places the organism in Eukaryota, Metazoa, Mollusca, Bivalvia, Myida, Myidae. Bases 76 to 1320 code for a protein of 414 amino acids. The transcript has 7 exons. The record is from RefSeq and is a predicted model, not a curated record.